AUUUUAUGACUGCCUUGAGGACUAUACAUGCAAAAAGAUGAGGUUUCUAAGGUUUCCUCAAUGCUAGAAGAGCUUGUUGGGCCUGAAGGAGAAAGACAGCCAUCCGAUACAGAAAUAAGAACUGCUGUGUGGGAAGCCUGUGGGGAUUCUGGAGCUCUGCAAUUGCUUGUUGACCUUCUUCAGAAAAAGAUGAUGGACCUUGAAGAGAGUUCUGGAAUAGAGGAUUGUGAUUCCGAACUACUUGAGAAUGCAUGCAUUAUUGGAAGCCCUGAACAACAAACAAGCAAGGAGGUCGAUGACUUAGUCCGGCACAAGGUGAUGAGUAGGAACAGGUGGUGUAGCAUAGUGUAUCGAAAAGGGCAGAAGGAACCGACUCGUUUGUUCCUGAAGGAAGCGGAGCAUGCUCUGCAAUUAUCUCUAAGUGAAGGAAAUUGUGUUGUAUGACUUGCCCUUAUUCACAAUAAGCAGAUUUUCUAAGUUAGCUGCUCAUCAUUAUCUACGUUCUAGAUUUAGGGUACGUUUUUUUUUUAAAUUCCACAUUCAAAUGUGGCGUGUGCUAUACAAAUUCAUACUUUGCAAGGUGUGUUCCCUGUCA
This is a messenger RNA of Hibiscus syriacus, 595 nucleotides long. RefSeq lists its product as uncharacterized. The record is from RefSeq and is a predicted model, not a curated record. Bases 28 to 444 code for a protein of 138 amino acids. The transcript has 4 exons. NCBI's taxonomy places the organism in Eukaryota, Viridiplantae, Streptophyta, Magnoliopsida, Malvales, Malvaceae.